Messenger RNA from Marchantia polymorpha subsp. ruderalis, 1892 nucleotides. The record is from the annotation of a GenBank genome assembly. Lineage: Eukaryota; Viridiplantae; Streptophyta; Marchantiopsida; Marchantiales; Marchantiaceae.
GGAUCAGACUUAGUACGAGGAGAGCAGAGGAACUGAUCAUCUUGUGAACAUCUUCUGGGCUCUAAGGGCAAGCAUAUCUAAUCGGAUUCUCCUGGUCAUGCUCAUGCUCAUCAGCAGCUAUGGCCUUCCAUGUGAGCGAUCAUGAACUGUGUGGUGAAUCUGAAUUACCCUGAUGAACUGCAAUCUCCCGCCCGGGACAAGCUCAAGAGAGACAGCUAUGCUGCGGACCAUCUUCUUCUUGCGGGUCUUGACCGUAGCACUUUCAGCACAAUUGAGGUCUAAACGCUUCUUACCAGGUCCCCAUAACUCACUGUCCAAUACUCACUUUCGAUAUGGACUGGACUGGAUCGGACUGGACAGGAACAGCUCAUGUAGCUGUUGCAGUGUGGACGGCUGGGGUGGGUAUUUGCAAAGGCCGCAUGUCUGCGGACUCGCCCGCGUGUCUGCAGACAUCAAGAUGAUGGACGCAAGCCCCCUCUGCGUGCGCUCUGCCCAGCUACGGAAUGAAGGAAAUCGACUUUAUUUGACGAGGCGGUUUUGGGCGGGUUGCUAUUCCAUCUCUGUCCAUCACCUUUGUUACAAUAAAUGACUCCAUCACGUCGUCUUUGCUACGCGGAAGGUCGUCUCUGGCCUUCUGCUCGCCUUUUGAUCGAGCUCUGAUCGGACCGGUACGACGAAUGGGCAUCUGUUCUGCUCUCCUCUGCUUUGCUCUGCAAUCUGCUCUUCUGUUGCCGACGGGACCGCGGUAUCCAUACGGAAGGAGUGUUGGCGACGAAUGUCGGACACCCAAAAGUAUUUGUCGGCUCCGCAGUUAAAGCUCGCCAGGAUUCUAUGUUUCGUCCCGGAAAAGGUCAUGCGUCCGAGGGCCAUCUUCCUUUCGUCUGGACGACCGCUCUCACGGGCCAUGAUUCCAGGAAGUUGACGUCCGUCCCCAACGAAUGCGAUCCUCCCGGAAUCCGGAUCGAUUUGCAAACUUUGCCCUCCCUGGGAGAACAGUCUCCUUGGCCCCCAGACCCAAAGCAAUUCCUCCUUCGUCGGGGCUUACGCUCCUUCUCAUCCUAUUUAACUGCCUCCAAUUUGGCCGAGUCUCUCCAAUCGUUGACAGAUCGAUUGCCUUAACAUUCACGAGUUACUUUCACUAAAGAUUCUACUUUCAUCGACUCAAAGGCCUCUACACCCCAUAAAGCUCCAGAGGCUUGUUAAGUUCGUGAAGCUGUUUGAGGCUGAGGAGUAGACGGUCAUGAGUAAGAAUACGAGUUUCUGCGAAUGAAAACCAUCUGAUCGUACGGGUCUCCUCUUUCAUGUCACGAAUCCAAACCCUGGGAAGCAAGUAAGUAGCCUAGGUGCUGUUGCAUGUUAACGUCCUGCCUUCAAGCGGGCAUCUCUCGAGUCUAAGUACACAGUGCAAACCUGGUGAUUGGUGUGAGGUAGCAUGACGUGUAGAUGUGAGUUCAUCAGUUUGAAGUUCGAGUGCCAGUUGUGUACUAGGUCCAGAAGUUAUGCCUUGGCCUGCGAGCUCAGCACCGGUAACGGUACCAGUCCUAUGCGUCCUCUCAGGACUAUUUGGAAAUGCCUUGGGUUGCUGGUGCCGGGCUUGAAAAGAGAAGGCCGUGAACAUAUUUUUAGAUCACAUCCUGGAAUCAGGCGAUAUUUACUUCUGCUGUCUUGAUCUUGAACGAAAUCUAGUGCGCAGAUUUUCGCCACUAGUACAUACUUCUCACACCCAAGUCUCCAUUUUCUUCGCCCGUGGACUUGUUGAGCUUUCGGUCCCAGUCCCACUUCCCAAAAUAAAGUCGAAAUCUCAUACGAUCUUACAAGGAAAUCGUAUAAUCCCUUUCCCUUUCGUGGAACAAUCUCUACACAUUCUAAGUCCAUGCAGUAGCGGCUGUGUU